AUGGAGACCGAAGCCAUGGCAAGUGAAAGCAUUGAUACCAACUUCGAGGUCCAUGGGAAUGGCAAUCAUCAACACAGCUCGCAACAGCAACCCGAGAACAAUGCUAUCUCGCGACAGUCAACAAUCAUCACAGCGACCCCGACGCAGCCAGUGUCAGUAGCAACAGCAUCCACACUGAAGACUUCUCGUAUUGCAGUCAUCAUGCUAUCCCUCAGUGCCAGCGUCUUCGUCUCCGCGCUCGACAUCACAAUCAUCUCAACCGCUUCCCCUGCCAUUGCAAGUCACUUCCGUUCAGCUUCUGGGUAUACAUGGAUCGGUAGCGCAUACACACUAGCUAAUACAGCUACGAUGCCUACAUGGGGUAGGAUAUCGGAUAUUUGGGGUCGCAAGCCGUUGCUCUUGGCUGGGCUGGUCAUCUUCUUCGCUGGCAGUCUGAUUUGUGCGGCGGCAGAUUCAAUCAGUCUACUGCUGGCGGGACGGGCAAUUCAAGGUGUCGGUUCGGCUGGUCUGAACAUUCUGGUGAAUAUUUGCGUGAGUGACUUGUUUGCGCUUAGGGACCGAGGAUUCUACUUUGGACUACUGUCUGUGGUAUGGGCAUUUGCGAGUGGUGUAGGACCUGUCCUUGGAGGCCUCUUUUCGGAAAAAAUAUCGUGGCGAUGGUGCUUUUAUAUUAACCUGCCAAUCAUCGGAGCUGUUUUUGUCUUACUGUGGUUUGCACUGAAUCUAAACAAUCCUCGAACUCCCGUAUGGGAAGGUAUCAAAGCCAUCGACUGGACAGGCGGAUCACUUGUCAUUGGAAGCACCCUGAUGCUUCUCCUAGGUCUGGACUUUGGUGGCGUCACGCGCCCAUGGAGCUCCGCAACUGUGGUCUGUCUUCUAGUCUUUUCCGUUAUUGUCGGAGCUCUAUUCGUUGUCAACGAGAAAAAGUUUGCAAGAUACCCCGUUAUUCCGAUGGAUCUUUUCAAAUAUAGAUCUGGCACUGGAUCGUUUGUUCUCUGUUUCUGUCAUGGACUCGUCUUCAUGGGACAAGCUUAUUAUCUGCCGUUGUAUUUCCAGGCUGUACUAGGCAUCAGCCCCAUCUUGUCAGGAGUUUAUUUCCUGCCCUUCAUUUUGGCAAUAAGUAUCUCGGGAGCACUGACCGGGUUUUUCAUCCAGAAAACGGGACGCUACAUGCCAACGACAUAUCUGGGGCUGGCUUUGAUGGCGCUUGGCGUGGGCCUCUUGAUCAAUCUCGAUGAAUAUCUCAACUGGCCAAAACUCAUAGCAUUCCAGAUCGUCUCAGGGGCGGGKAUUGGACUCAACUUUGAAGCACCUUUGCUCUCCCUGCAGGCGAUUGUGGGUAGCCUUAACGCUGCUACAGCCACCUCUACUAUCGGAUUUGUCCGGACCAUAGCCUGCGCAAUCUCUUUAGUCCUCGGAUCUGUGGUUUUUCAGAAUCAGAUGGUGAAGCAAGGUCCAACUUUGACAGCAGCUCUUGGGCCGUCGCUCGGAGGCCUUCUUUCGAGCGGAGAUGCGGCAGCGAAUAUCGGUGUGGUCAACUCGCUACCUCCGGCACAGCAGGCAGUUGCAAGACAUGCCUUGCAUCAUGCUCUGACAAGUAUGUGGAUUAUGUAUGUUGGUCUUGCUGGAGCUGCACUGGUCGGCGGUUGUCUCAUGAGCUCUCACCCGCUGAGUCGAGAACAUGAAGCCGUUGCCCUUGGGCUAGAAAAUAACCACCUCAGUCGUGGUGACGAUAUCUAG
Molecule: messenger RNA, 1740 nt
Organism: Talaromyces amestolkiae
Lineage: Eukaryota; Fungi; Ascomycota; Eurotiomycetes; Eurotiales; Trichocomaceae
Exons: 4
Coding region: 1-1740 (579 amino acids)
Biological process (GO): transmembrane transport
Molecular function (GO): transmembrane transporter activity
Source: RefSeq, a predicted model, not a curated record